CACCAAACUAACAUGCAGCGCAUCAACGGGAGGCGACUCCUUUCUUCGUAUAUCCCAGCUCAUGGAAAGCCUCGGAUGCUGGAGCUGCAGCUCCUUCAGGAACUCGUGUCCAAGUCGAAGAAGAUACUGGUGCUGACGGGUGCUGGUAUCUCGACGGAGAGCGGGAUUCCAGACUAUCGAUCGGCAGGCGUCGGUCUGUAUGCGCGAGCGAACCAUCGUCCAAUCCAGCACAUGGACUUCAUGACGAGCGCAGCAACGCGUCAACGCUAUUGGGCACGAAACUUCAUGGCAAGGGGAAAAUGGCGCGCCGUUCAGCCCAAUACGAACCACAACAUCUUGGCGCGAUGGCAAGAGUCUGGGCGUUGGGACGUGACGAUUGUCACGCAGAACGUCGAUCGGCUCCACACAAAAGCCGGAAGUCGCCAUGUACACUGCUCCACAUCUCACUUCGCACGCCUUCAUCCUUGUGUAUGUAUGCAGGUAAUUGAGCUGCAUGGGUCCUCCGAGGAAGUGCUUUGCAUGCAUCCUGGGUGCGCGGCCCCGCCCAUCGAUCGCGACACGUUCCAGGCAAUCUUGUCGCGGUUGAACCCCAUCUACGAAGAUUUGGUACAUCAAGACGUCGUGGCGCAGUCCACAACGGCAGUGUACAACGAUGGGAGUGUCGUAGCAGACGACAAAGACGACCGCAUGCGUCCAGACGCAGACAUGUUCCUCACGCAGGAGAUGGAGCGGGCGUUUCAAGUUGCCGUAUGCCCAUACUGCGGCCAGGCCAUGUACAAGCCCAAUAUUGUGUUCUUUGGCGACAGUGUGCCCAAGCCAAAAGUCGAUCAGAUUUACGAGACUGUGCGGCAGAGCGACGCCAUGGUCGUCCUCGGAUCGUCGUUGCAUGUCUUUUCUGGCUACCGCUUUGCCAUGCGCGCCAAGGAAUGGAACAUCCCCCUCGCGAUCGUCAACAUCGGACCGACGAGAGCGGACCCGCUGGCGACCCUGAAACUUGACGCGAAAUGCAGCGCCGUGUUGUCGCAGCUUAACUUGACAUGAGAGCUUUCUGGUCGACUCGUUGAGGUCGGGCCACUCGACAGUGCGUGUGGUUGUCCAAUGGAGAUCCCCACUCGGACCCAACUUGCAUGGACAUGAAGGAGCUUCGGACACACUGUCCAACAUGUGCAACACCCCGAGGCCACAAUUUGUUUGCCAAGGUGAG
This is a messenger RNA of Aphanomyces invadans, 1204 nucleotides long. RefSeq lists its product as hypothetical. The transcript is spliced from 5 exons. The record is from RefSeq and is a predicted model, not a curated record. Lineage: Eukaryota; Oomycota; Saprolegniomycetes; Saprolegniales; Verrucalvaceae. Gene Ontology annotation, molecular function: NAD+ binding. The coding region runs from base 13 to 1041 and encodes 342 amino acids.